AUGCUCGCCUGCCACCGCUGGACAGAAUCUCGCCGUGACACGAUCACGCUGCAGGACGACCACAUCGUCGCCAUGGAGAUCCUGCUACGCAAGCUCCACGCGACCUUAGGCGCGAUGAGCGUGAAGGAGAUCUCCGUCGCGGACGUCUGGCAUCUGGUGCUCGCCUGCGGCAAGUACGGCCUCAACCCGAAUGAGUUUAGGGGUUGGUUUGCAUCGUGGGCGAAACGCGCCGUAACUCAGAUCGACAAUUUUUACCGUGGCGACGAGCGGAUCUACCACCGCCAGAUCCUGUUCCCGAGCUGGGCGACCGACCAUGCGGCCCUCUUCGCCGAGGCGACCAAGUCCCUGGUCUACAGGAGUGAGGCGCAUAUCGCCGAGCGCAACCCCACGAAGGUCGAUCAGAUGCAUCUGCCGCCCCGGAUUCUGCAGCAAAUAAACGCCGUCCGCGGCCGCCUCCGCAACAUCGCGCACAAAGGCCUCUUCGACCGGAUCGCGACGACCCUAAAAGCCUCCUCCGCCCCCUGCUGCGAGCGCACCGUCUUCGAGUUCUUCCGCGAGCUGCAGCGCAUCAGCGUCUGGUCGUUUGAGGACUGCAUGCGGCACUGCAGCAUCGACGAUCUGGUCUUCCGCAUGAAGCGGUUCGAUGCGAGCAAGAUGCGCGAAUACCGGGACCCCAAGACCCAAAAGCCGAUGGAUGGUUUCGCCUGCGAACAUGGCUGGAAAGCUGUGGUGGCCGGCGCCGCGAAGCGCGUCGAGGCGUACUUCGACGGGCUGUGUCUGGAUUGCAUGGAUCUGACCAAGAACCUGCACAAGGGUGGGGAUCGGGAUCGGGAUUAUUGGGCGUAUAUGCGGCCGCGGGAUCGGUACGAUGAGAAUUGUCGGAUCAAGCAUGGCGAACCGACCUGGUACUUUAGCUUCAUGGGGAGGCGGGAGAAGAAGGGGUUGAUUGCGGAUGUUUAG
Molecule: messenger RNA, 960 nt
Organism: Aspergillus uvarum CBS 121591
Lineage: Eukaryota; Fungi; Ascomycota; Eurotiomycetes; Eurotiales; Aspergillaceae
Exons: 2
Coding region: 1-960 (319 amino acids)
Source: RefSeq, a predicted model, not a curated record